ACUUCAUAUCAUCAUUUCUUGAUUAUUACUUGAGAUGGCAGAAGAGAUGAAAUAUUGAGCUUGCUCUCUUUGAUCCAAGAAAUUCAAUGACUAUUUUUCACUGAGAUGGCCAGAAGAGUUGCCUCUGAGCUUUUUGUAAGCAGGUUGUCGUUUUACAUCACUACUGGAGAAUUGAAGAGGUUAUUCUCCCCGUUUGGUUUAAUUGAAGAAGUGAGGCUUAUCAAAGACCCUAGGACCCAACGGCCUAAAGGGUUUGGGUUCGUCAAAUUUGCAUCCGAGCUGGAUGCGCAAAAUGCACUGAAGGCUAUGAAUGGCAGGAUAGUGGAUGGAAGGUUGAUUUUUGUGGAAUUUGCCGAAACUACAAAACCUGGGAAAAGAACUUGAUAGUGACCUAAAUCAACAAGUAUGGGAGAACGCGUGGUGUUUUCAGAGUCAUCUUUGCUGCAAUUGCCCCAGACUCCACUAUGCACUUCAAGGAGAGGACAUCUUCCAGUUGGUCGGAGGCAGGCUUCGCUAUCAGUAACUUCACCUAUGUGUUUCUCAUCGACAAGGCUGAUGAUGUUUACGACUUUUUUGGCUGAGCAAAAGCAAUGUUCCUGGAGAACUAGAGCUAGUAUUGUUUCAGACUCUACGGUACCAACUACCUGUACCAUGUAUUCGUCUGGGGAAGGCAUUGAUAUUCUACCAGAAUCUGGUGGAUCUGAUGACGAUAUCGGUGGGCUGAGUGGCAAUACUGGUGGAAGGGGUGGUAGAGGCGGCAAUGGUGGUAAUCAUGAUAAGAAUGGAGAGGAAUGGCAUGGAAGUGAAGAUCAAAGUGGAGGGUAUAGGAAGGAGGCCUGUCAAUGUCCCAGAAACUUACACUGGGCUACGCUGCCUUGGUUGGAGUUGGUGGACUGACUGGCUAUCUGAAAGGUGGAAGCCAGAAGUUGCUGGUUGCAGGUGGAUUGUCCGCAUCACUAUUGUAUUAUGUUUGCAGUCUACUUCCAUCAAAACCCUGUUUUGGCAUCUUCGCUUGGUCUUAUUCUGUCUGCUUCUCUUCUGGGAUUGAUGGGUUCUCGCUUCAAGAAGUAGGUAAAGAUCUUUCCGGCUGGCAUUCUCUCCUUUGCAUCACUUGUCAUGACGGGUGGCUAUUUGCAUGGUAUUUUACGUAGUCUGCAGUAAUCUGUGUUCAAAGUGUGUGUUUUGGCCUCAUUGGAAGUGCUUUUUUGCUGUUGUUUUGAGUGAGGAUUAUGCAACCUUUGAGUUGUAUGUUGCUUGAGCAGUGGAAUCCUCCUGGUUUCCAUUUAGUGAACUUAAAAAAAGGCUGAAUGACACUUUAGUUUAUUCUUUUCGUUCUUGGUAAAAGAUGGGAUUUGUUUUAUAAUGUUGUAUAUAUUUUCCUCUUGCUGGAGUAUUCUUUCCAUCAGUCUUAGAACUCCUCUUAGUGGAGUACUCCUAAU
Sesamum indicum (sesame) is the source of this 1439-nucleotide messenger RNA. RefSeq names its product small RNA-binding protein 11, chloroplastic. NCBI's taxonomy places the organism in Eukaryota, Viridiplantae, Streptophyta, Magnoliopsida, Lamiales, Pedaliaceae. The record is from RefSeq and is a predicted model, not a curated record. Gene Ontology annotation, molecular function: RNA binding.